Messenger RNA from Hypoxylon fragiforme, 1236 nucleotides. RefSeq lists its product as uncharacterized. Lineage: Eukaryota; Fungi; Ascomycota; Sordariomycetes; Xylariales; Hypoxylaceae. The coding region runs from base 1 to 1236 and encodes 411 amino acids. The transcript is spliced from 2 exons. The record is from RefSeq and is a predicted model, not a curated record.
AUGAAGCACCCCCAAACCCCAGCCUCAGCCUUCGAGCUCCUCAGGCCUAAUCCAACCCCAACCCCAACCCCAGCUUCGACCUCGACCUCAACUUCAACUUCGGCAUCUUCUUUCAAGUCCCUCCCAAUACCCAAUACCAACAGCCACCCCCCCAAAAGCAAGGGCAAGGGCAAGGGCAAGGGCAAGGCUCCAGCGCAGAAGCCACAACCAUGGAUAACCCAUAGCGCCCUACACAUCGCCAACGAGCUCGCCCACACGCACAACGCCAUGCUGCGCGGCCUCAACGCGCUAUACCUGCAAGCCCCUUACAUCACCCACACCCACACCCACACCCACGACCCCCACAACGACAUCAGCGAUUUUCUAUUUCUGGCGCAGGCGUGGGCGGUCUGGGUUCUCGAGCACCAUACCCUAAAGGAGAGGGUGCUGGUGCCUGGGUUUGAGGCGGCGCUGGGGUUGGCGCCGGGGGAUUUGGGGAGGCGGGUGGAGGGGGUUGUUGAGCGUGGUGGCGGUGGUGAUGAUGGUGAGAGGGGUAGUGGUAGGGAGCUUGAAGGGGAGGGGGAGGGAGAUGUGGAUGUAGAUAGGGGUGGAAAGGGCAAGGGGAAGGAAAUAGAUCAAAAGGAAGAAAAUAACGAAAAGGAUGGGGAGAAAGAAAAAGAAGAAAAACAAAACCCCAUCCCAACCCACCUCACCAACCUCCACACCUACGCCCUCACCACCCUCUCAACCCUCUCCACUCCAUCCUCCCCCUCCUACUCCCCCACCACCCUCCGUGCCCUCCUCUCCGCCCUCGCCGGGAACCUAGUCCCGCACCUCCACGCACAGAUCCUCGUCUUCUUACAGAUGAAGGAUCUCUGUCCAUCCCCCUCCCCUUCCCGCCAUCCCCGCUCCCACAAACCAACACCAGCCCCCGAACCCCUCCUCUCCCAAUCCCACCUCUCCUUCACGGCGACGCACAACACGACCAUGGACCGGUUCACCGUGCUGCCGAUGCUGAUGCAUUCGCGGGACAUCACGUACGAGAACGGUAGCGGUGGUCGGGGCGGGGGAAGGGUUGAGGGCAAGAAUGACUGGCCGGGGCUCUCGGUGCCCGCCGUCCACGCCGUCGCGGACCGCUUGGCCCCGAAGCACGCGGGCGCGUGGCGGUUCUUGCCGUGUGAUGUUUGGGGGCGGCCGAGGGAGUUGGUGGCGUUUGGGUUUGGAGAAAAAAAAGGGGGGGGAGGGUUGAAUGAAUGA